Messenger RNA from Pseudomassariella vexata, 785 nucleotides. RefSeq lists its product as uncharacterized. Lineage: Eukaryota; Fungi; Ascomycota; Sordariomycetes; Amphisphaeriales; Pseudomassariaceae. The record is from RefSeq and is a predicted model, not a curated record. Bases 152 to 655 code for a protein of 167 amino acids. The transcript has a single exon.
GAGGUUAUCUUAUGAGGAUAUUCGGUGGAAAUAAGUUGGCGUCCUCAUCGCUUCGCCUUGGUUCCAACGUGCAUGGGUCAUUCAAGAAGCCGGUCUUGCCAGGCACCCUUAAGUCGUCUAUGGCAACGCCGAUUUCAGUUACAGAAGUCUGAUGACCAUGGUGAAGUUUUGUCGUCAACUAAUUUGGAGAUCUUGCCGUAAACGCGCAUAUUGGCCGCUUCUUCGUCCACACCCAGUGGGCAGACUGGACCAGCAACUGCGUGGACAUGGAGCACGAAUUUGUCGCUCUGCUGGACCAUGGUACGUUACUGAAGUGUUGGGAUCCGAAGAUCGUAUUUACGCAUUCAGUCGACACCCACUGUCUCACGCCUACGGUGGCGGUAUCCCUGAUUAUACAAGGAUAAACUUCAAGUGUACCAAGAAGUGUCGGUUCGGCUGCUCCAGGACGCUGGCAUCCGAGCACUUUCGUCCGUCAAGCACAGCUCAGUCAGUAUUAACGAAGACUUUCCAUCCUGGGUGGAUCGAUUGGAUACGAGCUUUGUUCUCAACAAUGUUCACAAACAUCCCGACGAUAUAUACGCGGCAAGCGGCCGGCUAUAUGAUAUUGUCCCGCAGUUUUUUGGGCAAUAGGUUUCUUCUACAGGCAUCAUGGUAGACGAAGUAUUAACGGUCUUCGCCAUAAACAUGGUCCAUGAGUUCAUGAAAGUCAUGUUCAGCAGAAUCAAUGCUUGUGGUACAAUGCACAAUCUGAUACGGUACCUCGAGGACCCCAAGACUCCAUUCGC